Molecule: messenger RNA, 1422 nt
Organism: Micromonas pusilla CCMP1545
Lineage: Eukaryota; Viridiplantae; Chlorophyta; Mamiellophyceae; Mamiellales; Mamiellaceae
Exons: 2
Coding region: 1-1353 (450 amino acids)
Biological process (GO): L-tryptophan biosynthetic process
Cellular component (GO): cytoplasm
Molecular function (GO): tryptophan synthase activity
Source: RefSeq, a predicted model, not a curated record
AUGCGCGCGAUCUCCGCCGCGACGGCGCUGACCCCCGGGGCGACGUCCCUUCGCGCGCGCGCGAAGGGCGCGAACCCGCGCCGCGUCUCGCGCGUCUCCACGACGCGCGCCGCGAUCGUGGACCCGCCGAAGACGAGCAUCAAGGACGUGCAGCGCCCGGACGAGACCGGACGCUUCGGCGCGUACGGAGGGAAGUACGUUCCGGAGACGCUCAUCCCGGCGCUUCAGGAGCUUCAGGACGAGUACGCGACGCUCGCGGGCGACGCGUCGUUCCAGGCUGAGCUCAGCAGCAUCCUGAAGGACUACGUCGGCCGCGCGAACCCGCUGUACUUCGCGGAGAGGCUCACGGAGCUCUACGGCACCGCGGACAUCUACCUCAAGCGUGAGGACCUCAACCACACGGGCGCGCACAAGAUCAACAACGCCGUCGGCCAGGCCCUCCUCGCGAAGCGAAUGGGGAAGAAGCGCAUCAUCGCGGAGACGGGCGCGGGGCAGCACGGCGUCGCCACCGCGACCGUGUGCGCGCGCUUCGGCCUCGAGUGCAUCAUCUACAUGGGCGCCGCGGACAUGGAGCGCCAGAAGCUCAACGUCUUCAGGAUGCGUCUUCUCGGCGCGACGGUCACGCCCGUGCGCGCGGGGACCGCGACGCUCAAGGACGCGACGUCCGAGGCGAUCCGCGACUGGGUCACGAACGUGGAGACGACGCACUACAUCCUCGGGUCCGUCGCGGGCCCGCACCCGUACCCGAUGAUGGUUCGCGACUUCCACGCGGUGAUCGGCAAGGAGGCGAGGGCGCAGUCGCUCGAAAAAUGGGGAGGCAAGCCGGACGUGCUGGUCGCGUGCGUCGGCGGCGGCUCGAACGCGAUGGGUCUGUUCCACGAGUUCAUCGACGACGAGGACGUGAGGAUCAUCGGCGUCGAGGCCGCGGGCGAGGGCAUGGGACCGGGGCAGAAGCACGCGGCGACGCUCACGCUCGGUUCGCCCGGCGUCUUGCACGGCUCGUUUUCGUACCUGAUCCAGGACGAGGAGGGGCAGAUCAUCGAGCCGCACAGCAUCUCCGCCGGUCUGGACUACCCCGGCAUCGGCCCGGAGCACUCGUUCCUCAAAGAUUUCGGACGCGCGGAGUACCACGCGGUGACGGACCAGGAGGCGCUCGACGCGUUCGUCAGAGUGUCGCGAUGCGAGGGGAUCAUCCCCGCGCUCGAGACGUCUCACGCCUUCGCCUACCUCGAGAAGCUCAUGCCGACGCUGAAGAAGGGGCAGAAGGUCAUCCUGAACUGCAGCGGGCGCGGCGACAAGGACGUGAACACCGCGGCGGCGGCGCUCAACAUCUCGGGCGAGGUGGACAUCUGAACGCGAGAGAGAAGCAUGAUUUUUUGACGAGUGUUGUUGUCAGUCGUAUCUACAAGGUUAAGCCUUUAU